AUGGCAGAAAAAAGCAGCAAGGCUACGAGAUCGAUUGUAUCAACAUCAUGUGUCUCGUCAGUUCUAAUGGGAUUGUAUGUUGUAAUGGCAUGUUUCAAUUUGUACGCUUUGAUGUACCCUCUUAGCCGAAUUGAUCUUACAACAACGCCCCCCGAAGGAUUCGUAAAUCCAUUGUGGUCAAAGGAGGAGGAGAUCCAGAUGAAGAUUUAUCUGUCUACGAAGAAAAGCUUUGAUAAAAGCUUCCUGAUAAAUGAGUUUGGUGAGGAUGAAAAUACGGGUGUUCGUACCACCGAUGUUCAUACGACGAUGUUGUGGUCCGACUACAUGAGGUCUGCUUCGAUGUCAAAAUCGUUCCUUCUGACCACGUUGGAUUGUAGCGAUAAUACUACAUGCGGGUCUGAUGACGAUCCUUCGAUGCGACAGGCUAUUUCUUGGUUAGACGAGUCUGAUAAGCAGAUGCUUGAAGACAAAGGAGUCAUCUCCACACUGUCAGGUGCUGGACAGGGUAUCGAAUCCACUAGUCUCUUGCUGUCGCUCUACGAAGCAAUUGCCACACAAAUGCGGAUAACUCCAAAGGUAUCCUCCUCGGUUGAUGAUCGAAAUACAGCUGAAAAUGGAGGGAAAAAAGGACUACUCGAACGUUCCGUAAUACAUUUGCCACAAAAUUCAGCCGUGUGGAUGGCGCUUGUUGGAAACUCGACUGUUUAUGUUCAUGUCGUUGUUGCAAGACAGCAAUACAAUUUGAUUGAGGCUAAUACUCUGAACGAAGCAGUGUCAGCAAUUGGAAGAGCAUCCAACUCGCACUCCUUGUUGCUCGGAAAAGUCGGCCUGGUCAAGCACGAUGAACCCAAUCACAUUACAAAACCAAAGCGUAUUCUGCUCGAUGAUCUCGUUUAUUGCGUCCGGAAGUAUAUUCUUCAGGACAAAUCACAGAAAUAUCCACCAUGGGAUAUGGAGCAUGCACAGCCAGAGUACUAUGAGACGUACAGCACAGCUCAGCGUAUGAAGGCCAAGCAUCAGGGAUACCCAUUCUUCAAGCCGGAAGUGGCCAUCAAGUACCUUAUUGAUGAAGACUCGUAUCCUAUGAAUCUUGCACAUGUGUCUGGUAUGGAAUUGGUCCGUGUUGGCAAAAGUCAGAUGCACCCGUCAACGGUUGCACAUAUCCCGGCGUUGCAUGUCGAUGAAAUUGGCUUGACAUCAGAAAAAUAUAUCCCACUGAACCAAACAAUUUCAAGUUUACCUCUUCGAGUUUCGUUUGACAGAAGUGACAUGGAGGAAGAUGACUACAUCCACCGAUCUACUGCGACGGCUGGAGGAAUUAGUCCUGCUCGUUGGCGUCUUUUGUCGCACCUGUCACAGGCUAUCGAGUCUCAGAAGGAAUUCGGGUUUGAUCAAUCUGAUAUCGACGACUUGCGGCGUUUAAUUGCGGAUACGAAUGUGACCUUACUGGGAAUAACAGUUCUUGCAAGCGCACUGCACCUGUUAUUUGAGUUCUUGACCUUCAAGAAUGAGGUAUCAUUCUGGCGGAAUAACAAGGAUCUCACUGGACUAAGCGUCAGAUCGUUAUUUCUCGAUAUGGUUGGGCAGUUUGUUAUCUUGCUUUUCCUGAUCGAAAAAGAGUCAUCUCUACUCAUGACCAUACCGAGUGCGUGUGGUGUUUUGAUUGCAAUGUGGAAGUGCAAGCGCGCUUCUGGCUUGUCUUUGUUAAAGGCAGACUUGUCCAAAGCUGCAUCAAAAUGGAACCAAAUCCCUCGGUUGUUUGGGUUGGAGGUGCGGGCAACGCGUUUGGAAAAUAUGAGGAACGGAACCGAGAACAGCAAACGGACGUCAAAGGAUGAUUUACACGCACUGACGAUGGAAUGUGAUCGAAUCGCGACGUCAACUCUCUCUAAAUUUCUGGUACCAUUGGUAGUAGGCUACGCGCUGUAUUCCUUUGUUAGCGAAGAACAUUCCGGUUGGUAUUCAUGGUUCAUCACAACGGCAUCCUCUGCAGUUUAUGCGUUGGGUUUUGCAUUGAUGUGUCCACAACUCUUUUUGAAUUACAAGCUGAAAUCUGUGGCCCAUUUACCGUGGACCGUGUUGUGCUACAAGAGCGUCAACACCUUUAUUGACGAUCUCUUCUCAUUUAUCAUCCGAAUGCCAACGAUGGCUCGAAUUUCUUGCUUCCGAGACGACAUUGUGUUCUUUAUCUACCUUUACCAGAGAUGGUUGUACCCAGUGGAUGAUUCACGACCAGCGGAAGGAGGUGAUGGUCCCAAUACUGAUACGGUUACAGAAUCGAAGAAAGAUCGAUAG
This is a messenger RNA of Cylindrotheca closterium, 2295 nucleotides long. The record is from the annotation of a GenBank genome assembly. Lineage: Eukaryota; Bacillariophyta; Bacillariophyceae; Bacillariales; Bacillariaceae.